AUGGAAAGUCGAGGAAGUGAAGAAGAGAGUAUUGAAGAAGAUACGAAUGUUAGUACGAAUUCGAACCCAGGAAUGGAUGUUGUGAAAGAAGAAACAACAAAAGUGUAUCGAUGUCCGAAAUGUCGUCGAAAAGAAAUGAUGGAAGUGUUAUUGAAAUUGAAAGAACUUGACAGUCGAGGAAUCUUUUUGAAUCAAAUAACAGAAGAAAUCGCGCCUCACUAUUUCGAUAUGAUAUCUCGCGAAGAUAUGGUUUGUUUGGAGUUGAUGGAAGAUCGAAUUCGACGUAAACAAUAUUCGAAGAGUCAAGAAUUCCGGGAUGAUUUUGAACGAAUGUGCUACAACGCAUUUGUUUACAAUAUGUUUGGAGAUGAAGUGUGGAAGUGUACAUCGGAUCUAUUUGAAAAGGGUGAGAAAGUACUGAAUGAAUAUUUGAGUGGAAGUGUUGCUGGUGACUAUUGUGUGAAGAUCAGUCAAAUAAAGGCAUCGAAAGAGAAGCUACUGACUCGUCCAGAACCGAGUAACAGUGCGAAACAAGCGUGUCGCAAAGCAUCGAAGAUCGUAGAAAUCUAUGAUAAUUAUCGAUCCAGUGAGAAACAACUGGAGCCAUUAACUCCAUUAGCUGGACCGUAUUCGAAUUCGCUGAUUCCUCCCGUGGUGGAAUACAUUCUUCCUCAAUAUGCGUCAAUGAUCGCAAUGGAUUGUUGUCUGAGUUGUGGUUCAACGGGCGAUCGAGAUCGAAUGUUAUUUUGUGGCGAUUGUGGUGAAUGUUAUCAUGUGUAUUGUGUGAAUGCGAACGGGACAGCGAAUCAUGAAAUGAAAUGCGGAUGGCGCUGUCCGAAUUGUAAGAUCUGCGAGGUUUGUGGUUUGAGUGUAAAUUUUCCACAAGAGUUGUUUGAAUUAUGUGGACGAUAA
This is a messenger RNA of Blastocystis hominis, 912 nucleotides long. RefSeq lists its product as hypothetical. Lineage: Eukaryota; Bigyra; Opalinata; Blastocystidae. The record is from RefSeq and is a predicted model, not a curated record. Gene Ontology annotation, molecular function: protein binding. The coding region runs from base 1 to 912 and encodes 303 amino acids. The transcript has 2 exons.